ACAGACAAAGUGCCCCCUCAAGCGAAAGUGUGGAAAGUCGCAGUGAAAGUGGCGGCUGCCGUUCUCCCCCUGGUCCUUUUGAAAUGUUGUUAUCCCGGAGAAAGUGAAGUGAGAGACACAGCACUCAAAGAUGGCCAUCUUGGAGUCUUGUUGCUUCUGGAAGAAUGUGCGGAUGGGCAGCUUUGCCUGUGCCAUCUAUACAUUGAUUUACUUUGGCUUCUCGACGUUAAUGUUCCUGUUCUACCUGCGCGAGGAACAGGAGUUUCUGUUGGGCCAACGCUCAGAGCCUGCGGGCGAGAGUAUGCUGGAGAAGGGGGAUGUGACUGUAGUGACUGUGAUAUUCAACGUUUUCUUUCUGUUUUGCUCCGUGCUGAUGGUGCUAUCCUCGGGACUGAUGAUAGUAGGUCUCCGUCGGAAUAAGCGUCAAUUGCUGAUACCCUGGAUCUGCUUCAUGCUGGCCGACCUGCUCAUCGAGUGCUCCCACCUGAUACACCUGACCCUCUCCCGGCGCGUCAUAUUCGAUCCGAUUGUGGGCUUUAUCUUCACCAUAGACUUCUUCAUCCUGUGCCUCAAUCUCUACUGUCUGCUGUGCGUCAUCUCCCAGUAUCAGGCCUAUCGGGCCCAACGAUCGGAGCAGCAGGAGAACCCCACCACAUCGGUAAGUCCUGUUGUGGUAUUCACAGCAGCAGAAAAACUAAGCAAAACCCAGCAACAGCACCAACAGCAACAGCUGCAGCAUCAGGCCCAGCUCCUGGGGGACGGAUCCGGAAAUGGUAAGCGCCAGUCGCGCCGUAUGCUGGGUGCCGCUAGUCCCCUGAUAACAUCCCAGCGAUUGACGAACUUCUCCACCAUCACCGAGGAGGAGGAGCAGCAGUCCCGAGCAGGCCACAGCAAUGGUCACCUUUCGGACCAGCCAGGCUCCAGUGUGGCGGAACCGGAGCUGGAUAUGGACUCGGGAAAUGGAGAGCUGCAGGUGACAAAGCAAAUAAUUACUUUGGAUUCAGUGGAGAUGGCAGAAAUCCAACACUGAGUUUGGAUUAUGCAAGGAACCAGCAUUUCCCAUCCCCCCACCCAAUCUAGAUUUUAGCCAACAAUUCCCGGUGGAAUUUUAUUCAGAAAUGAGAUAUUUUUACAAAUGUUUGAGAGAGAUGUGAUGCGAGAAUA
Messenger RNA from Drosophila persimilis, 1164 nucleotides. RefSeq lists its product as uncharacterized. The record is from RefSeq and is a predicted model, not a curated record. The transcript has 7 exons. Bases 131 to 1030 code for a protein of 299 amino acids. Lineage: Eukaryota; Metazoa; Arthropoda; Insecta; Diptera; Drosophilidae.